AUGAGUCCUCUGAGGCUGCGAGCGUCCUUCUCGCUGCUGCUCCUGCUGCUGCUGCUGCUGCUGGGUGGCUGCUUGCUCGCGGCAGCCCGGAGGGACGAGGAGGCGGCAGGCAGCGCCGCAGAGUCGGUCAGGGGUCCUGCGGGCGGCUCUUCAGGCCGCUUCAUCAGCCUCGCGCGCCACGCGUGCAGCUGGCAGCUCCUGCUGCCGGCUCCAGGCCGGGCGGUGGGCAGCGAGCUGUCGCUGCGCUGCCAGGGCCCGGAUGGGGAGCGCCAGCAGUGCGCCUACCACGGGGAGCCCCAGCGCUGCGCCGCCUACGCCGCCCGCGGCUCGCACUACUGGAAGCAAGUGCUGGGCCGGCUGCGCAAGAAGCGGCGGCCCUGCCAGGACCCCGCGCCGCUCAAAGCCCGCCUGUGCGCAGGCAAGAAGGGUCACGGCGCGGAGCUGCGCCUGGUGUCCCCCGCGUCCCCACCCGCCAGCCCCACUGCCGCGGGCUUCUCCCGGGAUUUCAAGCCUCGGGCCAGAAACCGGGAGCGGCCCCGGGAGCCCGCGAUCCGUCCCGCCUCAAGGGUUCCGCCUCCCCCGAGCGCGCGCCCCAAAGGGAAGCCCUUUGAGAAGAAGACUAAGGGGAGCAAGAGGAAGGUGGCCUCCGAUCCAGACGAGGAACGACUCCUGGGGACAGGGCCCGAUCCCGACGGGCUGGACGAGAACGCGAAGCUUACGGAGACCUACUGUGCUGAGAAGUGGCACUCGCUCUGCAACUUCCUUGUUAGUUUCUGGAAUGGCUGA
Molossus molossus (Pallas's mastiff bat) is the source of this 786-nucleotide messenger RNA. RefSeq names its product fibroblast growth factor binding protein 3 (gene FGFBP3). Lineage: Eukaryota; Metazoa; Chordata; Mammalia; Chiroptera; Molossidae. The transcript has a single exon. The record is from RefSeq and is a predicted model, not a curated record. Gene Ontology annotation, molecular function: growth factor binding. Bases 1 to 786 code for a protein of 261 amino acids. Gene Ontology annotation, biological process: cell-cell signaling.